Molecule: messenger RNA, 1461 nt
Organism: Fibroporia radiculosa
Lineage: Eukaryota; Fungi; Basidiomycota; Agaricomycetes; Polyporales; Fibroporiaceae
Exons: 6
Coding region: 1-1461 (486 amino acids)
Biological process (GO): proteolysis
Molecular function (GO): aspartic-type endopeptidase activity
Source: RefSeq, a predicted model, not a curated record
AUGCACCAUCUCCCUCUCCUUUUCUCUCUCCCCUUCGCUGCUCUCGCGGCUGCCGACCCCCUCCAUAUUCCACUUGUCCGCAGGUCGACGUCUAAGGAUGCCUCGUUGGAGCGCUUCGCGAUUGCUGCGGACAACAUCCGCCUCAAGUAUAACUUCCCACCGGUCUCCAGACAUCAUAAGAGGGCGUCCUCCGUGGGCAUGUCGCUCGUAAACCAAGAUUAUGAUUCGUCCUACCUUGGGAUGGUAUCGGUGGGCACUCCCCCUCAAAACUUCCCAGUCGUAAUGGACACGGGUUCUUCAGACCUCUGGGUUGCCUCAACUUCAUGUACUGGAUGCCCGGGUGAUACCCCAGAAUUCAACCCAACAGCGUCUUCCUCGCUCAAAAACAUGACGGAUGUUAUUGGAGACCAGGCUGUUGUGGAGAUCUCGUAUGGCAGUGGCUCUGUUAGAGGCGAUCUGGUGUCGGAUACCGUUAGUAUGGCUGGCCUUAACGUCAACCCGCAGACGUUCCUUGUCGGUACCCAGGUUUCGUCAGGCCUCCUUUCAGGAAAUGUCACGGGCAUUAUGGGUCUCGCCUUCGAAGCGCUUGCUUCGACGGAUGCGCUGCCGUUCUGGCAGGCUCUGAUCAAGAAUAACGAGCUUUCCAGCCCCGAGAUGUCGUUUUACCUGACGCGAUUUGACGACGAUGCGAACGCAACGGCAGAGGAGCCUGGAGGUGUUUUCACCUUGGGCGGUACGAAUAGCUCGCUUUUCACUGGCGAUAUCGAGUUCCUCAACAUCACGGACAGCUCUUCGCCGACGUUCUGGUUGCUCACCGUGUCAAGUAUAACCGUGCAGGGGCAGUCAAUUGACAUAGCCACGGGAAGUGCAGCGUCUGCAGCGAUCGACACUGGGACCACAUUGAUCGGCGCGCCACAAGACGCUGUCCAGAGCAUAUUUGCCGCUAUCCCCAAUUCACAGGCGCUGAGCGGGCAGUACGACGGCUUCUACUCCUUCCCGUGCUCGACCACUGUCAACGUAACCCUUUCAUUCGGUGGGAAGUCAUGGCCAAUCAACCCAAAUGACAUGAAUCUCGGACAAGUCCAGGGUAACCAGUGUUUAGGUGGGAUUUUUGUCUUGGACAUUGGCUCGGCCGUCUCGAGUGGGGACGGAAACCCAAAUUGGGUCGUUGGCGAUACUUUCUUGAAAAAUGUCUACAGCGUCUUCCGUUCGAGCCCCGCGUCUGUAGGCUUUGCCCAGCUCUCUGGUUCCGCAAGCAGUAACUCAAGCGGCGCUGGCUCAGUUGGCACGGCCAGUAUUACAGGAAAUGGUGUUCCAACACCGACCGGCAGUGGCUCAAGUUCUACGACUACAUCAACGAGAUCAUCUGCCACGUCGUUCGCGAACGCAAGCGUGCUUUCGCUGAGCGUCUUCGUCUCAUUGACGGCGUCCGCUCUCUCAGGUUGGUUGGUUCUCGCAUGA